This is a messenger RNA of Grus americana (Whooping crane), 643 nucleotides long. RefSeq names its product NADH:ubiquinone oxidoreductase subunit B1 (gene NDUFB1). NCBI's taxonomy places the organism in Eukaryota, Metazoa, Chordata, Aves, Gruiformes, Gruidae. Gene Ontology annotation, cellular component: mitochondrion. The transcript has 3 exons. Bases 164 to 340 code for a protein of 58 amino acids. The record is from RefSeq and is a predicted model, not a curated record.
CCGGGCCCUGCCGCCCGGGCCCGCCACCGAGACAGAGGCCCGGUCGUGAUGGCGUGAGCCUCGCCGGCCGAGCCCGACGUUAAGGGAGCGAGCCCUGCGCCCACUCCAGCCGCGAAAGGAAGAGUAGGAGGAAGAGGAGGAAGAAAAGGGCGAGCUCGCAGUCAUGGUGAAUUUUGCCCAAGCUGUGCGUGAUCACUGGGUUCACAUCCUUGUUCCCUUAGGAUUUGUUAUUGGCUGCUAUUUGGACAGAAGGAAUGAUGAAAAACUGUCAGCCUUCAGAAACAAGAGCUUAUUAUAUAGAAGAGACUUGAAGCCUGGUGAAGAAACUACAUGGAAAUAAAGGCUGCUGAUAAAAUGGAAAAUAUUUUCAUUUGAUUUAUCAUCUUGUCUCACGUUGAAAGAAUAGGAUUGUGGUUUUUAUCUUGAGAGAAUAUGUAAAGCUACAUAUGUCAUGGACACCUGCGAUUCAUCAGUGCGAGUUUAAUUUCCAAUCUUACUUUUUGGAAGAUGAUUUAAUUACAUGACUAAUAUGUGUCCAGAAAUCCCAUUAGUCCAUAAGAGUUGAGAAACUUUUGUCCCCAGAGGUGAUACUCGGGAGCGGGGAGGAAGAAUUAUGUAAUAAAGAAAAACUAUGCAAAAAUAA